Cucurbita moschata (crookneck pumpkin) is the source of this 1076-nucleotide messenger RNA. RefSeq lists its product as uncharacterized. The transcript has 3 exons. The record is from RefSeq and is a predicted model, not a curated record. Gene Ontology annotation, cellular component: BRCA1-A complex; BRISC complex. Bases 64 to 837 code for a protein of 257 amino acids. Lineage: Eukaryota; Viridiplantae; Streptophyta; Magnoliopsida; Cucurbitales; Cucurbitaceae. Gene Ontology annotation, biological process: positive regulation of DNA repair.
AAUAAUUAACUCGACACGACAUCAUUUCUGUGUUGCAAUUUGCAGAGAGCGACGGCGAGAACCAUGGAGGGUAUGGAAGGGGAGAGAGGAGGAAGCCGAUACUCACUGAAGCCAUCGAGAAUUAACAACGAAGACAUUCUGUUCUGCAUAGAUGUGAACCCCGAAUCCUCCGUCGAGAUCAAAACCACCGGCUCUAAUGGACGACCUAUCACCAGAAUGGACUCCAUUAAGCAAGCAAUUCUUCUCUUCGUCCACGCCAAACUCUCCAUGAAUCCCGACCACCGAUUUGCCUUCACCACCAUCGCCAAAUCUGCCACUUGGCUCAAAAAAGAUUUUAGCAGUGAUAUUGCAUCUGUAGAAGCUGCAAUCAGGGGGCUUGUUCCUACUUCCUCCUGCAGUCAUGCCGAUCUUACCAGCCUUUUUCGAUUAGCUGCUCAUGAAGCUAGAAAGUCGACCGCUCAGAAUCAUAUUCUAAGAGUGAUUCUUAUAUAUUGUAGAUCAUCAACACGACCACAACAUCAAUGGCCUGUGAACCAAAAACUCUUCACUUUAGAUGUUAUCUAUCUCCAUGAGAAGCCUGGACCAGACAACUGCCCACAGGAGGUCUACGAUGCCUUAGUUGAUGCCCUUGAUCUUGUCAGCCAGUAUGAAGGCUAUAUUUUCGAGAGCGGCCAGGGAGUUGCACGUGUUCUUUACCGUUGCAUGUGCUUGUUGUUAUCGCACCCCCAGCAGCGAAUAUCACUAGACGAUCUCAACAUACCAAAGCUUCUUACAAAGAAAGUACCUCCAGCUGAUUCCAUCCCUGCAAACGAAGUUGUCCCUGUUACCAGCCAGUGAGACGAAGGGCUUAAAACAAUAGAGGAAAACUGGAUGCUGUUGUUAUUGCUGCUGUAGCUUAAUGGUACCUCACUCUUCAGUAAUCUGAUGCUUCUCUCUCUUUUUUUUUCAUGGUUACAGAUUAAGUCUUGUUUAUUGUACAUAUAGACAAGUUUACGACGAGAGAGACGACGCUUAAUGGUACCGUAUUCAACUUUGUUAUGCUCUUAUUUGCUCAGAAUGUCGUAUAUUUUUAUGAA